UCUCGCGUUAAAUCCUUUGGUCUUUGUUUUGAGUGAAAACAAUGCUCCAAAUUCGCCUUCCAAGAAUCGGGCCUCGUCCACGCCAGAACAACAGCCUCAGGGUGACUCGGGUGAGGUCUAUUCUAUCUACGAAAGCAAGGCCAAAAUCUUGAUUGUGGUUACUGCAUCCAUUGCCGGCUUCUUCUCCCCACUGUCCGCCAACAUCUAUCUCCCAGCGCUGAACACCUUGGCCGACCAGCUGCAUGUGAGCAACACGUUGAUUAAUCUGACCGUGACGACUUAUAUGAUCUUCCAAGGACUGGCCCCGGCUAUCUUUGGAGGCUUAGCGGACAGCGCGGGUCGGCGGCCCGCGUACAUCAUUUGCUUUGUCGUCUAUAUCGCUGCCAACAUCGGGCUCGCCCUCCAGCGCAACUAUGCGGCCCUCCUCAUCCUUCGCUGCCUGCAGAGCACGGGGAGCAGCAGCACUGUUGCCCUGGCCAAUGCAAUCGUCGCCGAUGUGGUGACCGCUGCUGAACGCGGUGUUUAUAUUGGAUACGCGUCCGCCGGAGGGAUCCUUGGGCCUUCGCUCGGACCCAUCAUCGGUGGGUUGUUGACCCAAUUCCUGGACUGGCCCUCAAUCUUCUGGUUCCUGACGAUCUUUGCCGGCGCCUUCUUCCUUCCCUUGCUGCUCUUUCUCCCUGAAACCGCCCGGAACAUCGUGGGCAAUGGCUCUCGCCCGCCUCCGCUCUGGAACAUGUCCCUGCAGCAGUUCUUCUGCUCGCGACGCCAGUCAGAUGAGGAGCCGCGACCAGUGAAGAUGCGCAUCCAUUUCCCCAACCCGUUCAUGACGUUGUUUAUCAUCUUUGACAAGGAGGUCUUCCUCAUCCUUACUGGCAACAGCCUUGUCUUUGGCAGCUACUACGCCGUCUCCACUAGCGUCACCUCUCAAUUCAAAGCCAUGUACGGCUUCAACGACGUCCAGAUUGGCCUCUGUUUCAUCCCCGUUGGCGUUGGUAGCCUAGUGGCCGCCUACACCCAGGGCCGCCUGGCGGAUUGGAAUUACCAACGACAUGCCCGCCAUCAGGGCUUCAUCAUCUCCACAAACCGCCGACAGGACCUGUCCGAGUUUCCUGUCGAACGCGCCCGCAUCGAAGUCGUCCUCCCGCUGGUCAUCCUGGAGGGCCUGUGCAUGAUCGUCUACGGCUGGGUGUUGCACUACCAGACCAACCUCGCGGGACCCCUGAUCCUGCUCUUUUUCAUUGGGUACACCUCUUCGGCUACGUUCAACAUCCUGAGUGUCCUGAUGGUCGACAUCUACCAGGAGAGUCCGGCCACCGCGACAGCUGCCAACAACCUCACGCGAUGCUGGCUUGGGGCGGGCGCGACGGCCAUCAUUUUGCCCAUGAUCGAAGGUAUUGGUCGUGGUUGGGCCUUCACCGUGAUUGGAUUUAUCUGUUUCCUGUGUGCGCCGGUUCUGAUGAUGGUCUGGCAAUGGGGCCACGACUGGCGACGACAACGACAGCGCCGGGAAGAGGAGAAACAAGUAUGCAACGCUGGUGCACAAGAGCUGCAAAGUCGAGCAACAUGAAAACACUUGUACGGUUGCUUUUUCUCUUGGGUGAAACAGCCCAAUAUACUUAGGGGCCCGGCGGGCUUGGUAUUCCCAGGUUGGCUUCGGUUUCAGAUAGUAGUUGCGGAACUUGUGCGAGGUUGUCGGCGGUGACCAAUGAUUGGCUCUGGUAGGCAGCAGUAUCCAAACGCCUGGCAUCCGAACAAUACAGGACUAUAGUUAACCACUAUCAUUAUCACAUUCUCUCAACUAGCAUAUAUCCAUCUAGUACCAUACUGGCAACUGAAUGAUAACAAGCUCUGGG
Aspergillus glaucus CBS 516.65 is the source of this 1853-nucleotide messenger RNA. RefSeq lists its product as uncharacterized. NCBI's taxonomy places the organism in Eukaryota, Fungi, Ascomycota, Eurotiomycetes, Eurotiales, Aspergillaceae. Gene Ontology annotation, biological process: transmembrane transport. Gene Ontology annotation, molecular function: transmembrane transporter activity. The coding region runs from base 284 to 1567 and encodes 427 amino acids. The transcript is spliced from 3 exons. The record is from RefSeq and is a predicted model, not a curated record.